AUGCGCUUAAGACAGGCCUUCAUAUGUGCUCAAUGCACUGUGCGGCUUAAUCGCCGGCCUCUUCUACGGUAUCAGAGCUGUGUAUCUCAAUUCACAUCCAAACGCUCGAACAGUCAUGUCGCCCAAACCGAUCGACCCGUCCGUGUGGCCAUUGUGGGGUCCGGCCCAGCGGGUUUCUAUGCUGCCUACCGUCUUUUGGCUAAACAGAAAGAUGCGUUAGUUGAUAUGUAUGAGAAGCUACCUGUGCCAUUCGGCUUGGCUAGGUAUGGUGUUGCCCCGGACCAUCCCGAGGUCAAGAAUUGCGAAGAUAAAUUCACAGAGGUGGCCGAGUCCACGCGCUUCAAUUUUGUCGGUAAUGUCGACCUCGGACAUGAUCUGCCGCUCGCUGCCCUCAAACCACACUAUGAUGCCAUCAUAUUCGCCUAUGGUGCCACAAAAGAUAAGGAGCUGGGGAUUCCUGGAGAACAAGCUCUGCAUAGCGUGCACUCAGCCCGUGCCUUUGUGGGGUGGUACAAUGGUCUUCCAGAGCACAGAGACCUCGAUCCGGACCUAAGCGGAGAGAACGCCGUUAUUGUCGGACAAGGCAACGUUGCACUAGACGUUGCCCGGAUUCUUCUUUCAGACGUCGAUACUCUCCAAAAGACAGAUAUAGCAGAUUAUGCUGUGGAAAAACUCUCCACGAGUCGCAUUAAGCGAGUGCGAGUUGUUGGGCGCCGUGGACCCCUACAGGCUUCCUUCACCAUCAAGGAGCUUCGUGAAAUGCUACAGCUUCCAGGUGUAUCAUUCGAUCCCAUUCCAAAGGAUAUAUUUCCACCGGAAGAAGUAGUAUCGGCACUGCCCCGGGCGCAGAAGCGUCUAAUGCAGCUCUUAGCUAAAGGAUCAGCCAAUGACCCUCUGACAGCCCCAAAGUCUUGGUCUUUGGAUUUCUUACUUGCACCCGAUUCUCUUCACUGGUCGCCUGAUUAUCCAUACCAUCUAUCUCAUGUAAAAUUCUCUCGCAACGAACUCGACCCAUCCGACCCCCACAGCCCCAGCUCCAAGGUUUCUCCAAAGCACUUAUCGAGUGGAAAGCGUGCACAGGUCAACCUACCAGCUAGCGUCUUCUUCCGCAGCGUGGGCUACAAAUCCCCUCCCCUUCCAGGACUAGAAGAUCUUGGUAUCGACUUCGAUACGCGGCGCGGUAUCAUUCCUAAUGAUGGAUUUGGCCGCGUAACAAGCCUGUCGAACAGGGGCGAGCCUCAAAGUUUACCUGACGGAUCUCUUAUCUCCCUCCUACCCGGCCUGUACUGUGCUGGCUGGGUGAAGCGAGGUCCAACGGGUGUAAUUGCCUCGACAAUGACCGAUGCAUUCACGACUGCAGACACCAUUGUGCAGGAUCUGGGAAAACGUGCUGAUUCAACAUCCUUGCUCCAUGCACCCGAUCACAGUAGCGGUCUGGGCUGGGACGGAGUGAAAAUUGAGGCCGAGCGCCGUGGUCUACGCCCUACCUCGUGGAAAGAUUGGCAGCGAAUCGAUGCAGCAGAGCGAGAGAGCGGCCAACUAAAGGGCAAGCCUCGGGAUAAGCUUGGGCGUGUAGAAGAAAUGUUGAAGGUGCUUGAUUGA
This is a messenger RNA of Penicillium samsonianum, 1602 nucleotides long. RefSeq names its product NADPH-adrenodoxin reductase. The transcript has 3 exons. The coding region runs from base 1 to 1602 and encodes 533 amino acids. Gene Ontology annotation, cellular component: mitochondrion. Gene Ontology annotation, biological process: ubiquinone biosynthetic process. Lineage: Eukaryota; Fungi; Ascomycota; Eurotiomycetes; Eurotiales; Aspergillaceae. The record is from RefSeq and is a predicted model, not a curated record.